This is a messenger RNA of Thecamonas trahens ATCC 50062, 798 nucleotides long. Its product is annotated as kinetochore protein Spc25. Gene Ontology annotation, cellular component: Ndc80 complex. NCBI's taxonomy places the organism in Eukaryota, Apusomonadida, Apusomonadidae. The transcript has a single exon. The record is from RefSeq and is a predicted model, not a curated record. Gene Ontology annotation, biological process: chromosome segregation. Bases 88 to 762 code for a protein of 224 amino acids.
CGCACACUCAACCCUCCCCCACAACCACACAGCCGCACAGCCACAGAUAACCCGAUACAGAGACUAGCCGCAUACAGCAGUGACAGCAUGUGGACGGUGAAGCACGAGUCGUUCCAGGAGGACCUUAUGGCCGCACGGCGGAUGCUGGAAAAGUACGAGCGCGGGCAGAUGCGGUCGGCGGCGCAGCUGCAGACCUCGCUGGCGUCGGCCAUCGACGACCACACCCACUCGGUGGCGCAGCUGGCUGAGGUGCGCAAGCAAGUGGACUCCAAGGCCCAGUCGUCAGUGGCCAAAAAGGCCUCGCUGCAGAACGAGCUCUCCGAGCGCAAGGCUGCCGCCGAGCAGGCCGCCGCCGCCGUCGCCGCCCUCGACGCCAAGGAGAACCAGUACCAGGCUUCGCUGGCGACUGAGAAGGAGAAUGUGGCACAGAUCUCCAUGGCACUUGCAGAGGCUGAGGUCUCGCACUGCUCGCGGGCAUCCGAGCUCGAGAAGGGCAUUGCCUUCUACCGCUCCCGCCUCGGCAUGCGCUUCGAGUCGCUCUCGGACCAGUCGCUGCGGUUCAUUUUCACAUCGAUCGACCCGCUCAACUACGAUCGCGAGUUCUUUUUUGCCCUCAAGGUCAACUCUGCUUCGCAGUAUGUGCUUUGCGAGUGCGUGCCGCCUGUUCCGGGCACAGAUGCGCUGCUCGCCAAGCUCAACAGCUCGAACAACCUCCGCGCUUUUUUUAAGGGCAUGCGGAUUCUGUUCCGCGGCUCCAUCUGAGGCGCUCCUUGCUGCUCCGUAAACUGUACUCAAUCC